Messenger RNA from Falco peregrinus (peregrine falcon), 4609 nucleotides. RefSeq names its product serine rich and transmembrane domain containing 2 (gene SERTM2). Gene Ontology annotation, cellular component: intracellular membrane-bounded organelle. The transcript is spliced from 2 exons. The record is from RefSeq and is a predicted model, not a curated record. Lineage: Eukaryota; Metazoa; Chordata; Aves; Falconiformes; Falconidae. The coding region runs from base 1007 to 1285 and encodes 92 amino acids.
GCACCCAAGCGCUACCCAUCCUCUCCGCUCUGCUGCCUGCCGCUGCUGAGGGAGGGGACUCGCUGUUUCCAUCCAUGCAGUGAAGCUCAUGAAGAGAAGGUUCCUUUGUCCCCUUCUCCAGCUGCCUGCGAAGGAAGGGCAUCAGCAGUGAUGUCCAGUUAGACUGUCAGUUGACAUCUCAAGACCGGGAGUAAGAGCCAUUCCUGCCAGCAAACCAUGUGAAUUCAGGAGCAGACGAGAAGAAAGUGCACUUGGCAUGUCUGUUGCUGAAAAGACAAUAUCCUGACUCCAGCAAUAAGACAGCAAAUCUUUUCGGCUCAAAUCCCACUACCUGGGAGGAGAUGUUCCUAGAUAAAUCACCAGCAAGCUCAUGGUCUGAACCAGCUGCUCUAGUGCCUAGUCCCAACACCCCUGCCUGCUCUGAAAGAAAGCUGACUUUUUGGCUGUUCCUAAUGAGAAACUCAAAACUCCAUACUCUUUAAGCAAAUAUCAAUAGCCCUGGAUUAGGAGUGAAGAGAUCCCCCAGCAGCCUGGCAAAGCAGAAAAAACCCAUCCCCAGCUCAUACAAGGAUAAACCACCUGCUGUGGGAAAAGCUGGCAGAAAGCUCUGUUUGGAAAACAACACUUGCAAAGACCAAAGCAGUGCAAACAUUUGCAGCUCAAUUUGAGAGAAAGACCAAAGCUUUCCACCUGCCAAAGGAGGCGAUCUACCAAAAGAAGGACCAAAGCAUUUUCAGUACAAAAUAAAAGGCAGUGUAAAACACAAGUUCAAUGCUUGUCAUUGUAAUAGCAACUUGCAAAAUGAUUUGCAAAGGCCUGUCUCAUGCAGUGUGCUUAACUGUGUGAACCAGCAGCCCUGAGACCAAGAGGAUGGAGCAUAUUUAUUGCUGAAGCCAUCAUGCCAUCUGUCCUAAGUUUCCUCUCUUGACCUCCUUUGUGAGUCUGGUGAGGAAGACAGGAAAUCUGAAGGUAAAUAGGGAAAAUGGACGAAAGCUGACAGAGAGCAAUGACUGAGAUUUAUUUCAAAUUCCGUGGAAACCUGACUGGCCGAGUCCACUUUCCAACCCUGGCUACAGAAGUAGACACAACAGCAGAUAAAUAUUCCAGCCUCUAUGUGUAUGUGGGAUUGUUCCUAACACUUCUGGCUAUCCUCCUCAUAUUGCUUUUUUCCAUGCUCUUGCGCCUCAAGCAUGUUGUUUCCCCAAUCACCACAUCUCCAGAGGGCACUGAGAACACCCAGCAGUUCACUGAUGUAGAAAUGCACAGUAGGAUUCCUACUACCUAGAGAUGCCAAAGCAAAGAGGGCUCUGUGCUUGUGAAACACGUUUUGCUCAGCAAAAUGGUGGUGGAAAGAAUCUCUGCCUGCCUAUUGAGCCCUACAACUUACCGCAUAACCAUCAACAGCAGCACUGAGUAUCUGGAGAGUGUUGGGCAACUUUGACAGGCUGGCUGGGACCCACUGGCUGUUGACACUACAGGCAACGUGUACAACACUCUCAAUAAAAUUUAUAUUACAGAAACUUUCUGCUGUCAGGAAAGACUCAUAUCCCUCUAAAAGCCCUUGCAGAAAAUGGUAAAAGCCACAAUAAUGACAGCCAAAAACGCAAAACAGACACAUACCAGAAUGUGUCCUGGAGCCUGUAUUUACUGACCUAUCUCUCUGCCCUUAAAUUCCUUGCUUGUAAAAAGAGUUGAAUCAACAAAGUUAAGUGGCAUAAGCGGGAAGAGCCCACAGGGCACAUACAGAAAUUAUCAGUGGUUUGGAAAUUCUCAGGCAUUUCUCCCAUUCAAGAGGGAAAACCUUAAACUGCCUUUUUUCCACUUGAGUGACAGAUUUACACAAUAGAGUUUCAGAAGUGUAUAAAUGUUUCAUCACCUGCUGGAACUAUUGGUUUCUGACAUUAAAAACCGUACAGUGAAUAGUUGCAUUCCAGACAUCAGAAAGAGACAGAACUUUCAAAAUAGGAAAGCAAAUAAAGAUAAAAUUUAACAAAGGUUUUAAAUAAAAGAAACCAUCAGCAGGAAAUGAGCAGCAGGGGAGAAAAAAUGUUAAAAGACACUAUAACUCUCUUCCUUUGUCCUCCAUUCCAUUAACUAAGCUGAAUGAAAACAUGUUCGUGCCUUUCAGCCUUCCCAGUAUCACUCAGUCAUUAAAAUGCAGUGUGAAGUUUGGGAGUCAAAUGGACAUUGUUCUCCUAACAGACUCAGAUUCAUAAUAACAUUUCCUUUCAUACCCAUGUUGGGUUUUCUUUCUCAAAACCCAGACUAGUUCUUCCAAAGCUUUUUCAUUUGUUUUCCUCCAAAGAAAGUUGAAGAAAUGCCAGGGCCUGGCACUGCAAUAAUGAAUCGCGUGAACAGCUUUGUAUACAGACCAGUAGGGAACAUGUGGAUGGAAAGUAAACUCAGUGAGCACUAAAGGAAAGCCUGGGUUCAAAUAUCCUGGUGAUCAUUUGGAACAGUGAGGAAAAAAUUUUUACUUAAAUUUAUGAAACAACAAUCUGACCCAAUCCUUUUACCUAUGAGUGAUGUACAGAGAUAGACUUUGCUUCUGUGGAUGGGAAAGAUGGAAUCAAAUGUGGCCUAUCACUUCUGGGAGAGCCACUGCCUCUUACAGAAAAACCUUGAGUGAGACUGUUUCAGCCUACAUCUCUAAUCGGCAUGAAUUUUACCCAGCGUAUCUUCUUUAUUACAGUCUAAUUCUAGCUUAGCGAUAAACACUCCAGGUGUUUUCCACAUUUGUAUACACUUUGCCAAUUCUCUUCUCUCCAACAACUUGGAAAGUGUAAACUCCCCACACAAAACCAGCGUGAAAGUUAGAGAAGACACUGACUCCAAGAACUUGUGAUAGUAACACGAAAUUGUUUCUCCAAUGCUUUCUGUACAGCAGGUUGUAUAUUUACCCUUAAAGGCCUGCAUAUGGGUGAGCUGUUUGGAAUAGGAAUAUGGCUUUUACAGCUGAUUGUUGUGAGGGGGAGCAAAAUGAUAAGUAAUGUCCAUACUGGAUGCAGUUGGUCCAUGGACAGGACUAGUGUUUUUCUCACCAAUGUAUUUAGUACGAAACUACUUUAAAAUCACUUCCUUAUAUUGAAUAGCACCUUUCAUACUCCAUUAACCCCCACAUAAGCAGGUUUAAUUUGUGAAAUAGCAUGGUGACUGUGUAAGGGAAUACAGCAAACCAUACACUCUCAGCAGUAUCUUCCCAUGCCACACUUGGCUGUGUUUACCUGGAAAAGAAGGCAGCAGGAGGGUUACCCUCAAGCUUUCUGCCAUGGGGACAACACACAGAUACCACCAGGCAGGAUGGUGGCUUCGCAGCCCAUCUAAAGAUUGGCCUCUCAAGGAGUGCUACUCCCAGUACUGCACAAGAGCCCAAAUUCUGUGUGAUGAUUUGGAUAUUAAUCCAGCUAAGACAGACAGCUACUGAGUUAGUCAAUGACAUUUAAAUUUAACAAAAAUCUAUGCAGAUCAAGGUGGCUUGGUAUGUGUCUUUCAUUCAGCCUCAUUCAUUCAUGAGGCAGACUAGCCCAGUCUCGACAUCUGGCUUACCCUGUACAACCUCUCAAUUUUCCUGAUGUGCCAUUUGAAAGCUACAACUUACUUAGACUGUAAAUGUUCUAACAUACUAAAUCAGCAACUAACCACACUAGCCUUCCAGCACAACUAUCUGUGAAAAAGCCUUAUUUCCAAGAUGCUGCAGGACAGAUUCAAAUGUUGACAUAAAAUACCAGACCUACUAACAGAAAAUGACAGCAUCAGAAUCUGAGUUGAGACCCAAAUUCUGAUUCCUCUGAUCUCAGCUGACAAGCCUCCCAGAGGUAGGUGUCAAAACUGUGCUUCUUUCUUUUGCACUAAAGAUUGUUAAUUCAGAAGAGUCUCACAACCCUUUAGAACUUAUUCAGCAAAUACUGUAAAUAAGAGAGUAAUCACUUUAUAUAUUCUCACAUUAUAUCUUUGGGAAGACUGCGUAUUCUAUAUAAUACUGCUAAGGAGGGCAGCCCCAUCUUCUAACAUAAAAAUGCCAAGUUUUCCUUUCUAAAGCUUCAUUUCACACAAAGGAUCUGUCCCACUUGAUACAUCUACAGUCCCAGAGCACUUACAGUACCUCAUUUAUCUGUACAAUGCCAGCAAAUUUUAAAGUCUUUCCUGUUGAGAAAUAUAAAAAUGCCUUUUCCUCCUUGUCAUUCUCAUUUCUGAUGUCCAAGACCUGAUGUCUCUGAGAAAAGAGACUGCUGGGAUGCAUUGACCUGUGCUUGUUGAGUGGGCUUUAGUGGACUUGGGCAUUCUUUGGUUAUAAGGAGAGUUAUUGGAAAUUUUGCAUGGAUUUGCUGGAUCUUGGGGAACUGCAGGUGUCACAUCCACACCCUUCCCCAUCCAGCAGUCUGUUUCCCUCCCACUUGUCCAUCUGUUAUGAAAACUGUUUUUUUUUACAAAAAUAAAGAAACAUUCUACUAUCAAUGGUGAGUCAGUGACUGCUCUGUACUAUUCCCAUGGUGGAUCUAAGAUACUGGCUUAUAUGCAGAAACAGGCUCAAGUGCUGCCACUCAUUUCAAAUUAAUUGCUGGCCUCAGGGGACAUCUGUGUAAGAAGACCCCCUACCAGUCUGUGUAAG